AUGACCUAUAUUGACCCAACAUGGCCGACGCUGGGACUGAUGGAGGGAAGUCGAAGAACAAAAACCGGCGAAGGAGAGAAAAAGAGAAGAAGAAGAAACAACAUCAAGGAGCUACUACAUCAGGAGCACAAGAUGAGGACGUGGAAGAGGAGUCUCCUGUGGCCAGGUUUGAGAGAGAACUGGCCUGGUGUGUGGAUCAGCUAGAAGCAGGUCUACAAAACAUGAAGCCAGACGAAAAACAAAUGAAAGACACUAUGAAGAUUCUGCAUACCCUGAAGUCCCCCAAGGCUUCCAUGCCCAAGAAGCGACAGAUGAUGUGGGCCGUGUUCGGUGACUACAGGAAGAAGAUUCUUGAAGAGGAACGGAAGAGUAAGCAAGCAAUCAAGAGGAUGAAACUGGAGCCAGCCACUCAACAGACAGACAGUGGUCGGUUCUUCAGAAAGUCUACUGCGAAUAAAGGGACAUGUUUUCUCUUCAGUUCUGAGGGCUCUCCUGAAGAAAGGCCUCAAUCUGAGGCAGAAGUCAAUGUGACAUUUGAAUCAUCUGAUGCCGAAUUCAAGUUUAACUUUCCUGUGGACAAUUCAACAUCUAAUGGUGAACAGAUUGGAAAUGCCAAUGAUGAGAACCUUGCUGGAAAUAUAGAAGAGGGUUCAAAUGUCAAAGUAGUCUCUUCAGAUGGUCAACCCUUCCAAUUCAACUUUGCUGGCUUGAAAAUAGAGCCUGAUCCACAGGAGGCAUCCAGCAGUUAGUUAGCUAAGAAAGAAAUUGAACAAAAAGAAAACUUUGAGGCAAGUUUUCAGUAUUUUUCUUUGUUAAGAUAUUAGCUAACAGCAUCUAUGACAAUAAUACCAAGUAGAGAAUGUGGAGAAAAAUCACACCACAAAGUGUGUAGUAGUUUUAAUUUUUCUUUCAUAACAAUUACAGUUGACUUGCAUAGAGGACAACAUUGUCACGAGAACAGGACUUGUGUGUAAGAAUCACGUUAACUAGACGCACCUGAAUUAUAGCACAAGUUACAACAAGUUUCACUAGAAGACAGAAUCACAACAGACCCAGUACAAUACAGACUCUGUCCUCUGCAAGUUGUAGACUGGAGUUUUCUGUACACAACAGAAGUAGUUGGAAACUGCCCUUAUCUUACUUGAAAUGUGCACUCGUACUGUCUUAGGUACAGUUUCCAUUUAGACCUACAUGUAUCUUCAUGCAAGCAUCUUGCACAAUAGUGACUUGUUAAUAGAACAUUUACUCUA
Molecule: messenger RNA, 1250 nt
Organism: Branchiostoma belcheri (Belcher's lancelet)
Lineage: Eukaryota; Metazoa; Chordata; Leptocardii; Amphioxiformes; Branchiostomatidae
Product: UPF0488 protein C8orf33 homolog
Exons: 5
Coding region: 21-749 (242 amino acids)
Source: RefSeq, a predicted model, not a curated record